This is a messenger RNA of Cantharellus anzutake, 1446 nucleotides long. RefSeq lists its product as uncharacterized. The transcript has 5 exons. Bases 71 to 1210 code for a protein of 379 amino acids. NCBI's taxonomy places the organism in Eukaryota, Fungi, Basidiomycota, Agaricomycetes, Cantharellales, Hydnaceae. The record is from RefSeq and is a predicted model, not a curated record.
CCGCAAACUUCCGGCGUCACUGGAUUUAGGUUUACUCCACUCUUGGACAGACUUCAUUUAGACAUCCACAAUGGCACCCAAAAGGCCACGGGAUAACACUGGUGCAGCGGAUGCGUCCACAGACAUUCCUGUUCCUGAUACACCAGAUGCCGCUAUGACUGUUGUACGUCGUCUCGUGAAACAGUUUAGUCUCGAUGUUCAAAUAGAAGAUGACGACUCAGAACACGGUUUGGUAGUUAGUUUCUCCAAAGUUACGUAUGGUGACGUCGCUCCUCUCGUCGGACUUGAACCCGGGAAUGCGUUGAAAGACAUUGGAACCUUCGAAAUCCACCGCUCUCGUAUUCCCACAGAUCUUUUCAAGUCGAUUGUGAUGGACCUAGAUAUCUUGUUAAUGCAGUACGGGCCCCCUCAUGAGCAUAAGACAGAAGAGGCGAGAUCGAGAUUCUUCUCUCCAAUUUUUAACCACCUCGUCAAGCAGUUCACUUUCACGCUAAGGAAUGACCCAGAGACCACAAUUUCCGGUCACAUUGCUACGCAGGGCCGCAUUGAAUACUACUUCAAAGCUUUUGGCGCUGUUGCGGUUCUGUUCGUCGAGAUAAAGCUGAGAGUGUUGAAUGAUGAGGAACGUUUGAAGGCUAUUGCCCAGGUUAUAGCCGAAGGCGAUGCUUGCGACGCCAGCAACCUCGCUCAAAGUUUUUCUCUACCCAUCCACUGCAUUUUCUUCGAUGGCUGGGCAUUCGAAUUUUUCAAGUACGAAAGAGCGCCAAAUCGAACUUUUUUACGUGGCUGCUUUCAUGGGGAUCCGAAGCACCUCCGGCGUGGCCUGGAAAUGCUUGACUUUGUCCGCAUGGAAACUCCUCUUCCCUGGAUUCUCCGGUUUCGCUGCAUAUGUGAGACCAUCUUUGACGUGAUGCUGAGUGCAUAUAUCGCAGGCUUGAAGGCGUAUAACAAUCGAUCGCUAGGAAAGGGGAAGAAGCGGGGUUUGAUGAAUUUGGCUGAAUGGGAUAAGCCCCUUCAAUCGGCUGAAGAUGCGCUGGUUGCAUUCAGGAAGGCUGAGGAUCUGCGCGAGGGAGGUGAUCUUGAUGGUGCGGAUACGACCGUUGACAAGGCGCUUCUUGCGCUGCAGGAGAGUACAAGUGCAGUGCCCACUAUGUACGAAUCGCCACUCCUCAUGACUGCCUGGGAUAAUGCUGAGAUUAGGAAGGCGUGAACCCCCAUUGUCCUCACAGAUGGAUUACGCCGGUUUGGCAGAUGUUCAAAAUUUUAAUCAUUCCCAGUGGUCAAAUACAGUUUUUACUCAUGUUAUGGGGUGUCUUAGGGAAGCUAGGGUCAAAAAUAAACUUCUGUGCAGCUGGAUGGUGCAGGUGAUCGUGGGCACCCCAAAACCAACCAUCACGACUGUGCGGUUUCUGGAAUUGCCGACUUCUGCCGAUGUGCUGCUUGAUG